Messenger RNA from Phalaenopsis equestris, 486 nucleotides. RefSeq lists its product as uncharacterized. Gene Ontology annotation, molecular function: RNA-DNA hybrid ribonuclease activity; nucleic acid binding. The transcript has a single exon. The coding region runs from base 1 to 486 and encodes 161 amino acids. The record is from RefSeq and is a predicted model, not a curated record. Lineage: Eukaryota; Viridiplantae; Streptophyta; Magnoliopsida; Asparagales; Orchidaceae.
AUGAACAUAAUUCUGAUUAACAUUGGCUGGGACAACAUUUUUGACUGCUUUAAAGAUUGGAAAGGAAUAAACAUCAAGCCAAUUCCCUUCUUUGUGGAUUGGUUUAUUUGGAUGGCUAGAAAUAUGGCCAAACAUGAGGAUAGGGAGACCAGUGCUACUUGGGUGAUGACUAACUGCUGGGCUUACCUAAACAAACUAAUACACUGGAGGAAGUUCCCCAGGAUUCUGCAGACCACAACUUACAUGGGUUCCAACCAAUUCAAAAUCAUCAAGGUGAGAUGGGAGAGACCUCCUUAUCCUUUCAUUAAAAUAAACACUGAUGGAAGCUACACAAACAAGAGAGCAGACAUUGGGGGAAUUUUCAAAGAUCAUAAAGGGAAGACUUUGAUGUUUUACAAGGCCCCUUAUAUUGUUGAUGAUGCUUUGGAAACUGAAGCUGCUGCACUUUUCUGGGCUUUAAAUUUUGCCAAAAAGAACAAUUGGUAG